Messenger RNA from Hyla sarda, 1997 nucleotides. RefSeq names its product fuzzy planar cell polarity protein (gene FUZ). The record is from RefSeq and is a predicted model, not a curated record. The transcript has 11 exons. Bases 223 to 1476 code for a protein of 417 amino acids. Gene Ontology annotation, biological process: non-motile cilium assembly; vesicle-mediated transport. NCBI's taxonomy places the organism in Eukaryota, Metazoa, Chordata, Amphibia, Anura, Hylidae.
GGGAAAGUUGCUUAAAGAGUGACCUCUAGCGGCCAGUCCCCGUAUCGCCCGUAUACUACUACUCUACGUCACUUCAGUGACCCGCUCUUCCCGCCCCAUUCGGUAACCAGGUAACGGCUUCUUGUUGCUGGCUUCUUUUCCCGGCGUGCAUUUGGAAAGCAAGAUGGCGGCUGCCAGCUGUGAUGUUGUGGGCUGGAGAUGUAGAGAUAAUUCGUGAAGGAGAUGGAGGAGACUUCGGUGUUUCUGGUGUGCCUGACGGCCAGCAGCGGGGUGCCCCUUUACUGCCGGAGCAAGGGCAGCAGCCGUCAGCUAACGUUUUCGGUUAUCGGAUCGCUGAAUGGCGUGCACAUGUUUGCCAAUAACCAGGAUGUCCUUUUAAUGUCUACACGCACCGAGAAUAGCAGGGUGGUGUGGAGAACCUUCCAUGACAGCAUUAACUUAAUCGUGAUGUCCUGUGAAAAUACGGCCAGCGACUUCUCAUUGAACAAACUACUGGAGAAUGUCUUCAGCGCCAUGGUUCUUGUGAUCGGCUUAGAUGACCUUGUCAAUAUAAAAAAUGUGGAACGUUUGAAGAAGGAACUAAGAGCAUGCUACAAGUUGAUUGACAGCUUCUUAACAGAGUCAGAGAAGAUGGCAGACCUAACUCAAUGUGUGGACUGCAUCAUUGCCCAUGAUGUGGCCAUUCUUCAGGAAUGCCUUGAUGGAUUCACCCAAGCUGCAGAAAGUGAGUUUGGUUGCCUUAUGGCUGGAGGGAAAGUGGUCGCAGCCACAGAGAAGUGGUGGAGGCUGGCAUCUCAGGAUGUAAUGCUGCUGUGUUGGUUGGUGGCCUCCUUGUCUCCUCAUUCUUCACGGGAUUACCCUGUCUACCUGCCUCAGGGCAGCCCCACAGUUCCUCACAGACUGCUCACCUUUCAGUUGGUUCCCGGGGUAGAUGUGUGUGUACUUUGCGGUCCCAGUCCAUCUUUACAAAAGGUGGAGUCAGAGUUGGUGGAAAGGUUUUGGAAACCAGUUGUGGAUCCACUAAAAUCCUGUUUAAGAGUACAGCUAAGAUCAUUUCCGGCCUCAGUCCCUCUUCAUCAUGGGAUUGUGGGACUCUUGCUAGUUAACCGGGAUCUGAAUAAAAGGUUAUACUCUGUGCAGGUUCAUCCCAUGGAAGAGAUGGAAAGAACUGAGCUGAAGUUUACCUUGGAGCAACGCAGAGCAGCCCUUCGCUCUUUUUGUACACUUGCCCUUUCUCGUUACUUUAACCCUGACAGCGUUGAUGGAAAAAACACUCCUUAUGAAGAGAGGUUUGCCUCAGGCUUCAGUCACCAUGCUCACCAGUGCUACACCGUAUCCAGUUCCCACAAGUGCUACGCCGUCAAGACUGAGCUACAUCUUCUCUUCCUUGUAUUCCAGCCAGAGGUGCCUACGUUCAGCAUGCAGACUAUCGCCAGCAAAACCCUGCAGGUGUUUACCAAGGACUUCCCCUUCUGAGUGGUAAAUGGGCACUGUACAGGAUCUACAUCCUUGUACUUACAAAAGCCUUUGGGGCACUUUCACCUCUUCAUUUAAUGGCACUGUAAAGGUGACUCCUAUGCUUUUAAGAAAUGGUAUUGUUCAAAAGACACCUGUUCUCUAUCUGUCAGCAAUCGCUGGAAUAUUUAUUUAACACGCACAUUGAAAGCCACAGAUGUGGCAACACCAGGAAGUAAAAAUCGGUUCUGGAUCACAGGAUCAAGUUGACGUAUGGCGAAUGACGCUGUCAGCUGAUUAGCAGAGUGGAAUUUGUCAUUGAGCCAGUUGUCCUCUUCAUCAUUUAGAUAAGGAUGGAACAUUUUAUUUUAUUUUUAUUUUUUACUUCCACAAAUAGGUGUAUCACCAUACCAAAAAUAAAGUGGAAAAAACAUGAAAAAUGUAUUAAUGUAAAUGCACCCUAAGGCAUGUACACACUGUAAAACAAAGAUUGCAAAUUAUUGCGUCCGUAAUUGAAAGAAACUGUCUGAAAAAAAAAGUGC